CCUGUUUUAACAUAAUUCUACUGAUUUGCAACAGCUCCAAGAUCCCACAGUGCAACCAGAGAGGAAAGACACAGUGAUAUCCCUGCAACAAACUGCUACUUGUUACACAGAGCAGGGCAGAAAGUGCCUGACGCAUCUGAAGUCCAUUUUGGCUGCUGUCUGUCAUUACAAUCUGUUUAUCCCCAGCAGAAAGCUUCAUAUCAGUUGCUAUAAAAAGGACAAAACGUGAGCAUGGUCUAUCAGAAGAUCUCAGAGUAUUUGGGGAGGUGAGAUGAGCACUAGAAGACACAGACACUUGUUCUCUGUUCAUGUGUCCCUACCUUUUGGGACAGGGGCCGUCUGUCCAUACGAGAGGUGUUCUCCCCUGAUGGGAUCUUUGUCAAGUUGUUGCUAACAAGUCACCCGUGGAAACAAUCUGUCAUUGUUCAGGCUGCGAGGAGCACCACAGCUCUAGGGACAAGGUUUAUGCACUUCUUGGUCCAUCUUUUGCCAUGGAUGUUUUGGGCUGGCUGGUGAUGUGUGUAUUGUCUUCUAUUAUAGCCACAGGGUUGGGCAGCAUGGUUACUAUUGGCUCGCACUGUGAAAGAGCUUGCAAUCCAAGGAUGGGAAAUGUAGCUAUUGGCAGACGCCUGUGGACAGAGACAACUUGUGGUCACAAUAGCACUGAACUUUAUUGCUCAUACAGUGAAAGCAUGGACCAGACCUGCGUACAACCAAAGUGCGACAAAUGCAAUGCUACACAUCCCCGACUUGCUCACCCAUCAUCAGCCAUGGCGGACUCACCUUUCAAAAUCCCACACACCUGGUGGCAGUCGGCUAGGGAUACACAGCGGGAAUUCAUACAGAUGGAUUUGGAAGCAGAGUUUUACUUUACUCAUCUGAUCAUGGUAUUCAAGUCUCCUAGACCCGCGGCUAUGAUUCUGGAGAGGUCUCAAGAUUUUGGUCUUACUUGGAGACCAUACAAGUACUUUGCUACAAAUUGUUCUGCAACUUUUCAUCUUAAAGAUGACAUCAUGGAGAAAGGGGCACUUUGUACGUCACGAUAUUCCCAAGCUUUCCCAUGUAGCGGAGGAGAGGUUAUAUACCGUGCUAUGUCACCUCCUUAUUCUGCUGAGGAUCCUUAUAGUACAGAAGCACAAGAUCAAUUAAAAAUCACCAACUUACGAGUUCAGCUGUUGAAGCAACAACAAUGUCCGUGCCAUGGAAAAGACCUAGACACCAAACCGCAGUAUUUGUCGCACUAUGCUGUUUAUGAUUUCAUUGUUAAGGGGAGUUGCUUUUGCAACGGUCAUGCUGAUCACUGUGUUCCUGUAGAUGGGUUUCGGCAAGUAAGGUCAACAAGCAAACUUCAGGUGGUACAUGGACGAUGCAUUUGUAAGCACAAUACAGCUGGUCGUCAUUGUGAACACUGUGCCCCACUAUACAAUGACCAACCAUGGGAAGCAGCCAAUGGUAAAACGGGGGCACCAAAUAUGUGCAAAAAAUGUAAAUGCCAUGGCCAUGCUGAUAGUUGCCACUUUAAUCUGGAUGUAUGGCUGGCAUCCGGGAACCGCAGUGGAGGAGUGUGUGAUAACUGCCAACACAACACUGAAGGGGAACAUUGCCAGAGAUGUAAGCCUGGCUUCUUCAGAGACUUACAGAGACCAUUUUCUGCACUAGACGCCUGCAAAGCUUGUUCCUGUCACCCAGUCGGCUCUGCUGUUCUUCCUCCUGGGAGCCAUAUUGUCUGUGAUCCGAACAAUGGUGACUGCCCAUGCAAGCCUGGUGUUGCUGGUCCGCAGUGUGAUCAGUGCAUGGUUGGUUAUUGGGGAUUUGGCGACUAUGGUUGUAGGCCAUGCGAUUGUGCUGGAAGCUGUGAUCCUCUGACUGGAGACUGUAUCACCAACACAGACAUAGACUGGCCUCGUGAAAUUCCUGAUUUUCCUUUAGAGUUUAAUGAGAGUGAACAAGCAUUAGACUGGGAAGCCGAACAAGGAUUUUCUGCUCUGCGGCAUUCAGGGAAAUGUGAUUGCAAGGAACAAGUUCUGGGAAAUCCAAAAGUAUUUUGUGGCAUGAAGUAUUCAUAUGUACUAAAGCUAAAGAUCCUCUCAGCUCAUGAUAAAGGCUCUCAUGCAGAGGUUAAUGUAAAGAUCAAAAAGGUGCUGAAAAUGACAAAGCUAAAGAUUUUGAGAGGAAAGCGUAUACUUUAUCCAGAAUCCUGGACAAACCGAGGCUGCACAUGUCCGAUCCUUAAUCCUGGUUUAGAAUACCUUGUUGCUGGUUACGAGGACGUUAGAACUAGCAGAUUGAUCGUUAACAUGAAAAGCUUUGUCCAACUUUGGAAACCGGCACUUGGAAAAAAAGUAGCAGAAAUAUUAAAGCGUGAAUGCAAGUGAAAGAACGAGAGAAAGCACAAUGCUUUCCAAAUGCAGAAAAUGGGAAAAAAGGGAGAUCCCUGGACUUAAAUGUAUACAUAUUUCAAUGGACAAAGCAAUGUAAAUGCAUGGGAAGAAAGCCUGUGGAAAAGAUAUGUACGUUGAUGACUUCUACAAUGCAUCAAAUUUCCAAUGUCAAACUGUUUAGAGAAAUAGAAUUGACAUGUUAGUCGUGUGGUAAUGUCUUCCAUGGAAGUUAUAUCAAAGUAAACAAAAAGGUGUUAUGUCUUCACCAUCACUAACUACAAAAUCAAGUUUCUUGAAGGUACAGGAAAAAUAUGAACUUCUGUUUAGGAAGUUUUACAUCUGGCCUCACAAAAUAUGUUAUAAAAAGCACUUUAUUUCUUGUCACUUCAGAUUGUGAACAUUUCUUUUUUUAUACAUUGAGAAAAUGGCAGCACUCUUCGGACACCUUAAAGCAGCAGUAUGAUCUUUGUUUGGUAUUUUAUUUGUUUAAAACCUUUAUUUAUGUGUAAAUUCAUAAUUUCAUAAUACCUGUGUUAUAAAAAUAAAUAUAAACUCUGUU
Bombina bombina (fire-bellied toad) is the source of this 2940-nucleotide messenger RNA. RefSeq names its product netrin 4 (gene NTN4). Gene Ontology annotation, biological process: basement membrane assembly; substrate adhesion-dependent cell spreading; cell migration. Gene Ontology annotation, cellular component: laminin trimer. NCBI's taxonomy places the organism in Eukaryota, Metazoa, Chordata, Amphibia, Anura, Bombinatoridae. The record is from RefSeq and is a predicted model, not a curated record. Gene Ontology annotation, molecular function: protein binding.